Messenger RNA from Harmonia axyridis, 1456 nucleotides. It is a transcript of the gene MRG15, whose product is annotated as mortality factor 4-like protein 1. Lineage: Eukaryota; Metazoa; Arthropoda; Insecta; Coleoptera; Coccinellidae. The record is from RefSeq and is a predicted model, not a curated record. Gene Ontology annotation, cellular component: nucleus; NuA4 histone acetyltransferase complex. The coding region runs from base 145 to 1122 and encodes 325 amino acids. The transcript has a single exon. Gene Ontology annotation, biological process: regulation of DNA-templated transcription; chromatin organization.
CACAGAUUGUAAUCUGUGGUGUCAACAGAAGAUUUGAUGUUUAUGUAUAUUUAUCACAACAUAAAUAAAGUUCUCGCGAAGAAACUAGAUAUCCUAGAUUUGUGAAAAUACGAAUAGAAGAUAUCGGAAUCGUAGGCAUAUAGGAUGCCACCAAAAUUAAAAUUUUCGGAAGGAGAGAGAGUACUUUGUUUUCAUGGCCCUCUGAUAUAUGAAGCAAAAUGUUUGAAAUCUACGAUAACGAAAGACAAGCAAGUGAAAUACUUUAUUCAUUAUGCUGGAUGGAAUAAAAAUUGGGACGAAUGGGUUCCUGAAAGUAGGGUGUUGAAAUAUAACGAAGCUAAUGUGUCCCGUCAGAAAGAAGUACAGAAGGCACAUGCUGCUCAACCUAAUAAAACCAAGAAAACUAAAAAACAAAAGACUGAAUUAUCAAAGGAAGGGGAUUCUAGAGCAAGUACCCCUAAUAAUGAAGUAUCUACAAAAGGUGGUAAGACAAAAUUCAAUAGUGGACCAUCGAAUAGUGGUCAAGAAUCCAGCUCAGAUGCUCCAAAAAAGAAAAGAGGGAGACCAGAUUCUACCGUAGAAUCAGAAGAACAGUUUCUGAGUAAAGUUGAAAUCAAGAUAAAAAUUCCAGAUGAGCUGAAACCUUGGUUGGUUGAUGACUGGGAUGCAAUUACAAGAUUGAAAAAACUGGUGCAACUCCCCGCUAAGUUAACUGUAAAUCAAAUCCUUGAAAAUUAUCUAACAUUCAAAAAAAGUUCGAAAACGAAUAAUGCUAGUAAAGAGUCUGCUUGCCUGGAAAUUGUUAAAGGUAUCAAAGAAUAUUUCAAUGUUAUGUUAGGGACACAACUUUUAUACAAAUUUGAAAGACCACAAUAUGCUGAAAUUUUGCAAAAUCAUCCUAAAACUCCAGUAUCUGAAGUUUAUGGAGCUGAACACUUGUUGAGGUUAUUUGUAAAAUUAGGAGCUAUGUUGGCUUAUACUCCUUUGGAUGAGAAGAGCAUCCAAUUAUUGUUAACGAGUAUUCAAGAUUUUCUUAAAUAUCUUAUUAAAAACAGUGCACAAUUUUUCAGUAUGCAGCACUAUGUAAAUGCAACUCCAGAAUAUCAUAGAAAAGCUCUUUAAUAUUGUUAUUGAUUUAGCUUUCCUUAGUAAAGAUAGUUGUUGAAUUUGAAUUUAUGAAAAUAAGGCAAAUAAUUCAUAAUUAUGUUCCUUAAGUUACAAAUUAUUAUUUUGGAUUAUAAUUGCUUCCAUAGAAUAUUAUAAAUGAAAAUGUUCAGUUUUUGUCAUAUGUAUCAUUAUGUCAAUAAAAUUUUAUUAGAAAAUAUUGACAAUUACAUUGUAUUACUUCGAUUUUUUAUACGAUAUUAAGAGGUAGUUAUUGUGUAAUAUAUUAUCAAAAGUGUUGUAAGUAAGUUGUAGAAUAAAUCAUAAUAAAAUAUGUAUGAUACCUAAACAA